AUGCCUCCAAAGAAAUCUUCUUCGUCCUCGUCUUCAAAAAAACCAACAGCCAAUAGGCUAAUUUUACCAAAGGUCAAUUUAGACGUUUCCGACCGAACUCAUGAAUUUGUUAUGCCACGUUCAUCUGCUAAAAGGAAGUCUCAAAAACCUACCGACUCACCGCAUGCUGUCCAGCUGACGCCCACCACAGCAGUCAAUCAGCACAUCCCCACAGUGGCGGAACAUUCAGCUUCCAGCAGUACCGAAACGCAGCCGAUUCAUUCACUUACUACGCUGACGUACGCACUCCUUCCAAGUUUGCCUGCUAGUACGCCUCAGAGAAGCCAACAAGCGUCACAAUGCUUAUCUGCAUCUUCGCUACACCCGACAGCUUCUGAGUCAAAAGCGUUGUUGGUGAAUGCACUCAAACACGCCAAAACCGCCACCAUGAUUGCUCAGAUGGCUACUGUCUUAGCGGGUACAAUGAAUUCAAUAGCUCAAGCAUUUGCCAGCAAUGAAUCGACUGACACCGUCUCUUCUGGACUAGGCGAUGGGGUCCAGCAGCUGUCAACGAUAAAAUUUCUCUCAGGCAUCCUAGAUGAUUCUCUGUCUAAAAUGCUGCCCGUCUAUAAGAACAGUUGUUCGAUCACGUCGGAACCUCCGCUGCAAGUUGAAACAGAUUCAAGCUCUGCAACGACCCCACCAGCGAAGUCAUCUCAAGAGUCAACUGAGGAGGAGCCGAAACCUCCGAGGUCCAAAUCGCCGCCUCAGGGUGACACUGACGAGGAGCACAUUCCACUGAGAGGCAAAAGCAAAUCGACGUAUACAAAUUGA
Molecule: messenger RNA, 813 nt
Organism: Mesocestoides corti
Lineage: Eukaryota; Metazoa; Platyhelminthes; Cestoda; Cyclophyllidea; Mesocestoididae
Source: the annotation of a GenBank genome assembly